Messenger RNA from Dermochelys coriacea (leatherback sea turtle), 768 nucleotides. RefSeq lists its product as uncharacterized. Bases 13 to 753 code for a protein of 246 amino acids. Lineage: Eukaryota; Metazoa; Chordata; Testudines; Dermochelyidae. The transcript has 3 exons. The record is from RefSeq and is a predicted model, not a curated record.
UGCUCCUGCCCCAUGGAAACCCUAGUGCUGGGACAGAUGCCCUGGGCUGGACUCCUGCUGCUGCCCCUUCUCCUCUACUUCUGGCCAGAGACCGCCGGGAGCAUCGAUCCAGCCACGCUCAGAGUGAUCAUGGAUUGUAUGAACUGGCCCCUCACACUAGGUAAAUGUCAAUACGCCUUCGUCGUGAGCCUGCCCCAUGAGACGUGUAACCAACCCACCAAUCUGCAGGAGCAGCUGCCCGAGGAAGCGCUGAAUGCCAUGAAUGGGGCGCUUGCUAGGCAACGUAGGCCGUACACCCGGAAUGACGGGCCUAUCGUAGUGGCCCGGCUUAGACAUCAGAGGACUCACUGGCAGCACAGCGAGUGCCGUCUGCUCUUUGGGGGCCAGAACAGCUGGGUGGCCCAGCUUAAGGCCAGGACCUGCAGACCGAACUGCUGCCUGAUCUUAUUCACCCUCAACUCGCCCUGCACGAGCAUGUGCCUGGUGGUAAACGGGCCCUUCAACAUCCUCGGCAUGACCCGCGCUGCCUUCUCGGACAUCGACAACAACUACCAGGCCUUUGUCUUUGAGAGCAUCUUUGUUAACGAUUCGUGGCCCAUGGUGACCCCCCAGGAGCUGCGGGAUGCCUGGCACCGGGUGCAUGACGUGCCCCUACAAUGCUGCGACAACAACAGCUGCCGGGACUGCGCUUUGGUGGCCCCCCAAAACAACCCCUGCCUGGCUGGGAAGAUUCACACACUUGGGAGCAAAUAAAAUGGCCCAGAUUAU